GUGUCCCCCCAAAAAAUGUAUACACACCUUAACAGCUUAUAGCUCACUUUUGAAACUGAAAUGUAUUUUAAUAAGCACAGCCUUUAUAAUCAUUCAAAGUGUUUGUGUACAUGUUGGGAGGACACCCUAUAUAUGGCUAUGAAUAUUUAUUGCCAUUUGACAAGUAUGUAGACAAGUGAUGUAAAGUGGUUGGUAUGGGCUGGGUUGUGAAAGGUACCUAUGACAGCAAUACUGGAAAUGGAUUGGAGGGGCAAGAGGCUGGAAAAAGGUCCUAGAAUAGUUACAGGAAAUGAGGGGAGAGUUGAUGGCCUGAAGCAGAGAAGGAGGAGCCAGGUUCAUGAGAGACGAAAUCAAUACUUGUUACAAGAGUGUGGAGGGAAAGAGAGUGAGAUGUCAAAUAUUGCUAAUAUUGAGAUACCAUUAACUCAAACUGCACAUUCAAGAAAAGCAAGAUUUCUAAAAUUUACUUAUUCUUUCAUCAUUAAGUAAAUCUUUGUUCCACCCUUAUUAUUUGCCAAGUAUAUAUGCCAGGGGUACAACUGUGAAUAAAACAAAGUCUCUGUUCUGAUGUAAGUUUAUAUCCUAGUGGGAAAAGACCAAAAAAAAAAAAAAGAAUAAAUAAGUAAAAUCAGUUCUGACAGCGGUUAGAUGCCAUGAAGGAAGAAGAUGACAUGGAUAAAAAGUGACUGGGAGCCCUAACCUGUUUGGCUCAAUGGAUAGAGCGUCGGCCUGCGGACUCAAGGGUCCCUGGUUCGAUUCUGGUCAGGGGCAUGUACCUUGGUUGCAGGCACAUACCCAGUGGGGAGUGUGCAGGAGGCAGCUGAUCGAUGUUUCUCUCUCAUCAAUGUUUCUGACUCUCUAUCCCUCUCCCUUCCUCUCUGUAAAAAAACAACAACAAUAAAAUAUAUUUUAAAAAGUGACUGGGAGGUGGUUGGGAGCAACUUUUAUUGAGAUUCUACAAAGUUACAUUCAUAAUACUAGGUAGUGUCAUAUGUGUUGUCUCAUUUAAUCCUCACAGCAGUCCUGUCACUAUUCCCAUUUUACAGAUAAGGAAACAAAGGACCUAGCUUAUAGCUAGUAAAUGGUGGGUAUGAAUGGAACCCAUCCUCUAAUUCCAUUUCCAUCACACCUAUAUGGAAAGCAUAGCUGAAGACACAGAGUCACUUUAGAAGUGGAGAAGAGGAAUUGAAAUGAGUGAGAUGGGGAUGAAACUAAGACCUAGGAGGUUAAUUAGCAUUUUCAGUAGUGACAUGAAGAUACUUCUUUUAAAAAAAAAAAUAUUUUUAUUAAUUUCAGAGAGGAAGGAAGAGGGGGAGAGAGAGAGAGAAAUAUCAAUGAUGAGAGAGAAUCAUUGAUCAGCUGCCUCCUGCACACCCCCUACUGGGGAUCGAGCCCAUAACCCGGGCAUGUGCCCUUGACCAGAAUCGAACCUGGGACCCUUCAAUCCGCAGGCCCACGCUCUCUCCACUGAGCCAAACUGGCUAGGGCUGAAGAUACUUCUUUAAUGCCGGGCUAGGGACAAGAAUCCAGCCUUUGCCUUGGCAGGACAUUACCCAUCGUCAUCCUGAUGGCGGCUGAAGUGCGAAUGGUGCUUUAUGAAGACGAUUCUGUGCAAGUACAGUACGCUGAUGGCUCCAGACUGCAGCUUUCUCCCUGUGGCUCGGAAUUUUUAUUUGAAAAGGCACCUCCUGUUUCAGCACAUCCUUUAGAACAACCAGAAAGAAUUCGUCAGAGGACACACUUUGUUAUUAGCACUUACCGAGAGCAACUACAGAGAGCCCUAGAUUUUCGAAACGCUUUCGCCACUUGCCCUUUUUUAUCUGAAAGCAUUAUACCUCCUGAAAGAAAAAAGCCAAAGAUUCUAUGUAGAGCUUUUCAGCGUAUCCUCAUUGACAUCCCAGAAGUGAGAUGGCCCAGUCUUGGUACUGACGGUGGCAUGAUAUGCAUGCAGAGCGGCGCCGUGAAGGUACCAUCUGUAGAUGGCCAUGCAUACCUCUGUCUGCCCAAAUCUCAGCAGGAAUUUACAGUACAUUUUUUGUGUAAAGUGAGCCAGAAGCCAGGCUCAUCUGUAGUAUUGUCAGAAAAAAAUAAUCAGGCCCCAAAAGAACAAGUAGGAAAAGCGGACAAAACCCGUGCAUAUGGAAGUUUACCAGGACAGAGACAGAAGAAUAAAGAAAACGAACUUCACUGUCAGACCGUGAAACCCAAAGGACCUUCCGAGAAGAAGCCUUGUGGGAACAGAACUGAGGGGGAGGCGGCACUGCCUUUGCCUGGUCCCAAGCACAGCUGUGUCCACGCGUGGGUAGAGCAGCGCUGCUCUGUGGCCUCCUGUCCGGAGGAAUGGAAAUACCCUCUGUCUUUAGCACUUCGCUUUCAUAGUAAAAUCAGCAAUAUGUCUGGAACCGAUGUAACUCUCCCCCAGAGUACAGUGUUAACGUCUGCUGCUGCAGAGGAAAGAGGAAAAGAGAUUUCUGUUCUUCCCAGGGCCCUGCUGCUCAGCUGUCCUGUCCCACACCUGCACAGGUGGACUUUCUGUGACUCACUUUCACAGGGGCAGUCUGAUGAAGAAGAAUAUUCCUACUCUGAACUAGUGAAAGUGGUCUGGCACAAGGGUAUUACGUACAGACUUACCCAUAAAAAUGUGAACUCAAUAGAGAUUUAUCCUGGAGAUGGAUCUGUUUUCAAAUCAGAAGGAGCUUAUUUUGGGAACUAUUUUACAUACUAUUCCAUUCAAGAAGGAUCAGAAGAGAGGGAAGAGAAAAUGUAUUCAGUAAAUAAUCUUCCUCCAGAGAGACCAGGAAGUCUGUUCUCUGUGUGUUCUCUAAUUAAACAGGCCACCAGGAUUCUUCAGCACUGUGCCAAGACGAGGCUUUCUUUAAGCCAUAACUACCGUAUAUGCUGCUGGAAAAUGGUACCUGGGAUAAAAGAGAAUAUGCUGCCUUUGCUUUUGAGAGAAUCGUUCAUACCCAGUGUGGGAAGAUUUCUUGCCUAUUCUGAUGACAAAGUACAUGUCCUCUUUAUAGAUGGUGUUACUCUAACCCUAAGUUGGAAUUUUGGCUCUUUUAAUGAAAAAAGACAGAUAAAUCAAGGUCUCAACUUAGGUUGGUGUAAGUUAACUUUUCCUGAUGGACACGAUCAGUUAAUUCAGAUUGAACACGCCGGACCAUAUGAAAGAUAUGUGUCAACAGUAAUAUCCUGGUGCAGAAGACUGACGCAGACUAGUCAGAGAGAGAUGCCCACUUGUUCUAUUCUUGAAGAAAACUGGUGUGUGGCUUCUGAACUUGAAAAGAUACAGAAGUUUAACUUGUUACUGGAGAAUAGUGGUGUCCUAAACCAGAUUUCUAACAAGAAAAAUGAACAGUCUUUUGACUGUAAACCAAACUAUUCAGAAAGCUUGCUAGAAGAAGUUAAUGAAAAGAGAGUAUCAGCGGCAUUGAAAAGAACCUCUGAAAUUAUUCAGGAUAUUGAUUGUCUUCUAUCAAGCCCUAAAAAGUGAAAAAUGAAAGUAUUACAAUAUAUUAUUAAAUCUUAAGGAUGUUUCAAAUCACUGGUAUAAAAUUACUAGAAAACAAAAGAAUUGUAUAUAUGACUUCUGUACAAUAAUCUGAGAAGUGACAUUUAAC
This is a messenger RNA of Myotis daubentonii (Daubenton's bat), 3623 nucleotides long. It is a transcript of the gene C4H5orf34, whose product is annotated as chromosome 4 C5orf34 homolog. NCBI's taxonomy places the organism in Eukaryota, Metazoa, Chordata, Mammalia, Chiroptera, Vespertilionidae. The record is from RefSeq and is a predicted model, not a curated record.